Dentiscutata erythropus is the source of this 138-nucleotide messenger RNA. NCBI's taxonomy places the organism in Eukaryota, Fungi, Glomeromycota, Glomeromycetes, Diversisporales, Gigasporaceae. The record is from the annotation of a GenBank genome assembly.
AUGAAUGCCAAUGAAAUUAAAGACAAAAAAGCAGAUAUUGUAAAAUUUAGUGAAGACAGAGAAAGAAUAUUAGAAAGUUCUGAAAAAAUUCUUAAUAUAACAAAUAAAUUAAUAUCUUUUAUAGUACACUUAUUUUAA